GUGUGGCGUUCUUCUGUUGCUGUGUCCGGCUCUGUUCGCCUUUGUUCAGUUCCGGCCAGCACGCCUGGCCCCCAGCCCUGCGACUCGAGUUGCAGCUGCUGCGGAGUCUCGUACGGUUGCUGAAGACAAGGAGAUUUCGGACAAGCUUGAUGAGGUCCUGAAGAAAAGAGGUUUGAAGAAGGACGUUAGCCCGGAGGAAGAUGAUGCGAGCUCUUUGUCGGAGAGCGCCAAAAAGGCCGUGGACAAGGCCACGGGGAAGAAGCUGAAGCGACGCGAGCUCAAGGCCCCGAAGAAGAAGUCCAGGUCCAUUGUCAAGAAAAGCUUGGAUGAGGUGCUGAAGUCUGCCAGCGACGAUGACGAACGGCCAAACUUUCUGCCAGCCAAGCGGGACGUUUACAAAGAGGUUGGCAUCACAAGGCAGGAGGUGGAGAGGUAUUGGAAGCGUCGUGAUGAAAGUUCCAAGAACUUCGUUGACAAGUUUGUGGGACCGUACUUCCUCAUCAUUCCAGUGUUGGUCUUGAUCAUCUUGUACUUGAUCUACGACUCCUAUGCCAAUCCCCAGGAGUUCUCUUUACUUUCCUUCUUUGGCGUGAACUUUGUUUUGGGGGUUCGAUCGUGGGAUUCCUGGCAGCAGCCUGCCCUUAAAUGCACGUUUGCAGGACUGGGGAUUGAGGGCGCAAAGAAGCUCUGGAUUUGCUGCCGAGUGGACCUGACCAUGCUGACGUUUUACAUAUGGAUGGCAGAACGAGCAGAGCACAAGAAGGUGCAUCCUGCUGGCAUCCACAGAAGAAAGCCCAAGGCUUUCGAGCUUAUCGACCGGGGCAAUGCCGAACUGGGCAUUCAGCCCACCGUGAGCGUGCAUGGCAAGAUCUUCCAGAUCUGCAACAAGUCGCUGUUCGUCUUUGGUCUAGAUGGCUGGACCAGACGUUGUGUGAUGAGUUUGGUUGGAUGGGUAUGGUUCGACCGGAUCAUCCUCUUUCUCAUUGCAUUGAAUUCAAUAGGCCUCGCCCUGGUGGACUGGCGGAGUGAUGCCAACACAGGUUUUAACGGGUUCUACAACAACGUCUUGGACCUGGGGCUCACGAUCUUUUUCACCCUGGAGGGCAUCUUGAAGGUUGUCGCCUGGGGCUUCUUCUGGGACAGAAACUCUUAUCUUCGAGACGCCUGGAACUGGCUGGACUUCAUCGUGAUCUUGACAGCUUGGGCGACCUAUCUGCCAGGAGGUGGAGCAGACAGUCUGGGCUUCUUCCGUGUCUUCCGCGCCUUGCGGCCGCUGCGGUCGCUCAACGCGGUUCCGCAGAUGAAGGUGCUCGUGAACACGGUCAUUAGCUCUGUUCCCCGCCUCGGCAACGUGUCCGCUGUGGGAGCCUUCCUUUUCCUCGUCUUUGGCAUCGUAGGUGUCACUCUGAUGAGCGGUGUUUUUAAUCGGCUAUGCCACACAGCUCAGAAUCCGGUUCUAGUGUUUCAAAACGGCACCGGGACCCAGUGCUGGUCCUGGCCCUAUGCAGACGACGACCGCCUGUGUGGCGGCGCCUACAACUGCGAAGCGUCUGGCGGCUUCUGUGGUGGCCUCGAAGAGGACCAACGGGAGGAGCUGAGGCCCAACUUCGGCGUGAAUGGCAGGAUGAACUUGCCCUGGUGCGUUGGAAGUGAGCCCAAAAAGCUGACACCCGAUUCGGAGUACAUGAACUUCGACAACAUGUUGUGGGCUUUGCUAGUGGUCUUCCAAUGCAUGACAAUGGAGGGCUGGACCGAUAUCAUGUACCGCGUGCAAGAUGCCUACGACUUUGUGGCUGCCACGCUCUACUUCUUCUUGCUGAUACCGCUUACUUCUUUCUUCCUGCUGAAUGUAGCGCUGGCCGUGGUAGACGAGGCCCGCGCCGACUUUGACGAGGAGGAGGCAUCGGAAGAAGAAGAGAGCAAUGAAAAGGACGGAGAAGCCCUCCGAAAGUCUCUUCUAGGCGAGGACGACGAGGAUCCGGACGAGCAGCCGCCCUGGCUGGAUUGUAGUCUUGUGCAUACCUGCAGAGCCAUUGCCUUCAGCGAGUGGUUUAUGAACAUUAUCAUGCUCUUUAUUGUCAGCAAUGUCAUCACGAUGAUGAUGGAGAGCUUCCCGCCACCCGGGGCUCCCCAGCAGGACAUAGUGGGUUCACUGGAACUUACCUUUCUGGUGGUCUUCUGUGUGGAGAUGGCCGUCUUGCUGACUGCACUAGGCCCGCACAAGUACUUCUCGAAUCCAGUGACGGCUUUCGAUGGUGUCAUCGUGAUCACUUCUGUCGUCCAGAUGUGCGUUGGGCAAGCUGGCCCGUUUACAGCGCUGCGGACGCUGCGCCUCUUCAGGGUCCUGAACAAACUGGCCAACCGCUGGCCGUCUUUUAAGGUGCUCCUGAAGGCAAUGGUGUUGACAGCCAUUUCACUGAAUUACUGGCUCAUCCUCUUUGCGCUGGUCCUGUACAUCUGCACGCUUAUGGUGCAAACAUUCUUUGCAACGGAGUUUCACUUCAACGAUCCUGACAGUUUCGAUUUUGUGACCAACCCUGGUGAGUUUUGGUGUCCUGGGACGGAGAAUGAGAAAGAGGCAGCUUAUCGUCAGGACUGCAUCCCGCGUGCCAACUUCGACACAUUCCUUUGGGCUUUGGUCACCAUCUUCCAGAUCAUGACAGGUGAGAACUGGAACACCGUGAUGUAUGCAGGGAUGCGAGCUGCAGGUCCUGGUUUUUGCCUCCUAUUCGUGCUGCUUAUCCUUUUUGGUCAGACGCUUUUCCUCAGCUUGUUCCUUUCCAUGCUGAUGUCCAAGUUCGACCACGUACAGGACAGCUUGAACCAGCAAGAGGACUUGCGAAGAGAACACACGGCGCAGCGGCUCAGAAAAAAGUCGCUGGAAUCGUGUUCCAUUGAAUUCCCAGAGAGUCCGAAGCCGGCGAGCAGCCGCGUGUUGCACUCGGCCAAGAGCAUGGCCGAGAGCCUCUCCAGCUUCAAGCGGUCGCUCACGGAGAGGGACACCUGGCCAGUGGGCUACGCAUGGUUCAUCUUCUCCAAGACCAAUCCCGUUAGGAAGCUCUGCCAUUGGAUCUUGCACGCCCAGGUCGAGGUCGGAGGCUGCAAGAUCCUGUGGGUUAAAACACCCAAAAUUCGAUUGGUCUUUGAUAACUUCAUUCUGCUAUGCAUCCUGGUGUCCACGGUUACCAUGGCCAUGGACUCUCCCUUGGCGGACCCAAAAGAGUCCCUGACGAUCUUCUUGCGCGGUGCAGACGAGGUGUUUGCCAUCAUCUUCAUUGGAGAGAUGGUCAUCAAGCUUCUUGCUUUGGGCCUGAUCUGGGGCGAGGAUGCCUACCUGAAGAGCGCCUGGAACUGGCUCGAUGGUGUGGUGGUCAUGGUCUCCAUCAUCAACAUGGCCAGCGCCAGCUCCACGGGCUUCCUGAAGACGCUCCGCAUCCUCCGUGCUUUCCGGCCGCUACGCGUCAUCUCGCGCAACGAAAACCUGAAAGUCGUGGUGCAGACAAUCUUCGCUUCCAUGCCUCACCUGCUGACCUUGGUCAUCGUGGCAAUGCUCUUCCUUCUGAUUUUCGCUUUGUUCGGGCUGUCCUACCUUAACGGCACAUUUUUGAUGUGCGAUCUGGCGACCGAGCCGGGCCUUGCGAAAGAGCUGGGUCAGGACUUUACAACACCGUUGUGUUUGCCGCCUGCAAUAGAUCAGGUAACCGUCUCCGGUGGACUGACCCAUGGCCAGUUCCAGCCAAGCACAAGCAGCUGGGCUGGCAACACCACAGCCUGUCCGGGCUCGCAUUACGUGGAAUAUCAGCGGAUUACAGCAGACACGCCUAUCUGUAUUGGACGCUGUCUCCCUGAAGGCUACUCCACGUUUACUCAACCGGAAUGGCUCUGCCCAAAGGCCCUGACCAUGACGGAAGAACUGCCAGCAGCCUGCGGACCUGAAGUCACCAGGAACAUUUCCGCUGCUGAACAACGAGGGAUUGCGUACGUGGACCAGAUGACUCGAUCUCUGGUUCUUCCCUGCGGCGGGAGUACUGUGAACUCCACUGGCCACAUGGUACUUACGGCACAGGGGAUGAGCUGUGCUGACCUUUUCUGCGGCGAGGUCGACGAAGAUGUGAAGACCCAGUGCCGUGCGACUUGCAGCCAGGCUCCAUACUUCUGCGUGGAUGCAUGCGGGCCGGGAUUAGAAGGAAGUGCCCAAUGUGAGUCCUGCAAGUACGAGUGCGAGGCGCAGUGCAGGUGCCCAGAGUUCUGCGAGGGCCUGAUCCGAGAUGCUGCGCUCUGCCUGGAGCAGGGCUCGAGGUGGGUGCCAACCAUCAGCCAAAACUUCAACAACAUUUGGUUUGCAAUGCUCACCCUCUUUGAGAUUUCGACCACGGAGGGCUGGGUGGAUGUGAUGUACUCUGCUGCAGAUUCUGUGCAGCCUUACGUGCAGCCCAAGAGAGACAACCAAGAGAUGCUGUGGGUUCCGUUCUUUAUGCUGUACCUUUUCUUUAGCAAUAUGUUCAUCAUCAACUUGAGCGUGGGCGUCAUUGUCGACAAGUUCAUGUCUAUGAAGCAAUCCAACACUGCGGUGAUGCUGACAGAACCACAGAAGAACUGGGUGAACUCCAUCAUGAGCCUGUACUCAAGGCGGCAGAUUGUCAACCUCAUGGACCUUCACGAGAAGCCUUGGUUGAGACGGAAAUGCUACGAGCUGGUAUCCAGCGAAUUCUUCGAGACCAGCAUCAUGGGUGCAAUCGUGAUCAACACGCUGUUCCUGGCAGCCAAGAUCACUCCAACCCCGUUUCCGGAGUGGGAGACAUUUCUGGAGACAGUGAACUAUAUCUUUGCCGGGAUCUUCACCGUUGAGUGCGUGCUCAAGAUAUUCGCUUUGCGAACCAACUACUGGGGAGACCGAUGGAACUGCUUCGACUUCACAUGCGUUGUUGCCACGAUUGUGGGCAUUGUCGUCAGCAGAGCCUCCAAUGUGGACGUCUCACUUGUCUGCGGAACAGAACAGAGCCAAAGGUCAUCCGUCGCAGAAAUCUUUAAGCACUUUGGAACUUCAGCAUCUUGCCUGGUGGACUUGUGGACUCCUUCCCCUGGCAAGCUCCCUCGCGACCUGGCUCUGGCGGUGGCCGAUGAGGCGCCCGCAGAGGAGGGCGGCUUCAUGACCAAGGUCUUCGCAGCAGCAGCCCAGGGCUGUACCGCCGCGCUCGUGGCCGCGAUCCUGUCCGCCAUGUGCGAGCCCCUGGUGAACAGGCUGCUGGUGAAGCGCAUGACCGUGGCCCAGGCCUAUUCUGAAGUUACCUUCAGCCUCGUUGCCAACUUCUUCCUCACGACCUUCCCGACGAACAUGCUGAAGUUUCCAGUCUUUGAGGUCAUCAACAGGGCCAUGAUGUACACUAGCCUCUCCCCCGGUGUGAGCGGUUUCAUCAGCGGCUGGCUCUUCUGCACGAUCAUGCUCCCCGUGACCAACUACCGCUUCCGCAAAUCCAUGGGCUGGGAGAUCAAGGCCUCCCUGCUCUACCAGGCUUACAUUCCCACGGUGGCCCGCGACAUCAUCUACGGCUGGGCCCGUGGACUGGCCGGGCCUCGCAUCCAGGAUGCGCUCGCCCCGACCACCUUCACGCACAAGGCCAUGGUCUUCGGGCUCACGAUCUGGGCCUCCUGCAUCAUCUCAUCUCCUUGCAACGAGUGGCGUGGAUACACCCUGCAGCCUCCUGACAAGAAGCUCCCCUUCAACAUCUACUUCAAGCCGAUCAACUACGCACGCUCCACGGGUAUCGGAUCCACCAUCAUGGGAGUGGCCCUGUGCUUCGGAAUGCUGGUGACACCCUAUGCUGAGGAGGCCUUUGCAUACAUGAAGGAGCACACAGCCAUUGCGAUGGCCGUCGUCGCUGUGUUGAUCAUCGUGAUUGUCAGGAUCGACCCCAUCAUCCAAGUGAUCCGCAUCUUUCGCAUUGCGAGAUUGUUCCGGCUACUACGAUUCUUGAAGGGCUUGAACAAGAUCUUCAUGGCAUUGUUGAUGUCAUUACCAAAGCUCAUGAACGUGCUACUCAUCCUGUUGCUCUUGCUCAUCCUUUACAGCAUUCUGGGCGUCAGUCUUUUCUCGACGACCAAGCUCGGAGAGACUUUGAAUGUUCAUGCGAACUUCCAGAACUUCCUUCUGGCCUUCAUCACACUGUUCCGAGCGUCCACGGGGGAGGCCUGGAAUGAGAUUAUGCACGAGCUGGCGAUGACGGAGGCCGUCAUGAUGGAGCUAAACUGGAGUGCUGAAGGCUGCGCGCAGGACGGCACACUGCUGGCUGGCGCCGAUGCAUCUCGCUUCGUCUCCGUGGACAUCCCGAGUCUGGGAUCACCAGAACCUAAGGUUAAGGGAGGCUUUGAUGCCUUCCUUGCGGAAAAUCCGCACUUAGAGUCGCAAGCAUACAACGAAAUCAAGAAAUGUGCCAACUGCGGAAAGCCAUGUGCAGUCACCAUGGACAUUUGCAACUCAUGUGGUGCGUCCUUAGCGGACAUCGCGAUCAGCAAGAGUGCGAACCUUUUCGUCGGUUUCAUCUUUGGUGUGGACAAGGCCAACUUUCCUCUCAAGAUCUCGAUGAGGCAUGAGACAGAGGACAUCAUGGUAUUCGACGAUCCGCUUGCAAUCACUCGGGCACAUGUCCUGUCGGUGUACUGUCCCGACAUCCGUUCGCUGUUCUCUGACCCUCCCAAUGCAUUGGUGCUGCUCAAUAAGAUGGAGCAGGCCGCGUGGACGGCUCUGGAACAGGGUCCUCUGGCCUCUGAGGCCUGGCGGCGUCAG
Messenger RNA from Symbiodinium necroappetens, 6784 nucleotides. Lineage: Eukaryota; Dinophyceae; Suessiales; Symbiodiniaceae. The record is from the annotation of a GenBank genome assembly.